Molecule: messenger RNA, 2004 nt
Organism: Megalops cyprinoides (Indo-Pacific tarpon)
Lineage: Eukaryota; Metazoa; Chordata; Actinopteri; Elopiformes; Megalopidae
Product: RNA-binding protein 38-like
Exons: 4
Coding region: 328-1014 (228 amino acids)
Cellular component (GO): cytosol
Molecular function (GO): RNA binding
Source: RefSeq, a predicted model, not a curated record
GCCACCUGCUUCGACGGACAACUGGGUGGUUCGCUGCUUGGAACAAUCACUUGCGUACCAAGAGGAUGAAAUAGAGAGAUCAUAUGGAAUAAAAAAUUAAAGAUUACGCAGAAGGAGGAACAGAAAUAGAAAAAUAAAGCCUUUUGUACAUCGGCGUUUAUGAAACUUUAGCCAAAUAGUUAGCUAUCUUAAAUGUUUUAAGAAAUUGCACAUAUUAAUAACAGUUUACUAACUAGCUUUACUGAAGCUAGCUGAGUCAUUUGCCAGCUAGUUAUCGUUGUUUGGUACUCAAGACUUGAUAAAUCAGUUGAGUUAGCUUGCUAGCUAAUGCUGUUGCAUCAGUUUGUAAACGGAGCCCUGGAGGCUAUGCAUCCAACAAUUCAGAAAGACACUACUUUUACGAAGAUAUUCGUGGGUGGUUUGCCUUACCACACAACCGAUGCUUCUCUUAGAAAAUACUUCGAGGCGUUCGGGGACAUCGAAGAAGCGGUGGUGAUCACGGACAGACAGACCGGGAAAUCUAGAGGAUAUGGAUUUGUGACCAUGACAGACCGGGGAGCAGCAGAGCGGGCCUGCAAGGACCCCAACCCCAUCAUCGAUGGCAGGAAGGCCAACGUGAACUUGGCUUACCUAGGAGCCAAACCCCGCAGCCUCCAGACAGGCCUGUCCAUUGGAGUGCAGCAGGUCCAGCCCGCGCUGAUCCAGAGACCAUACGGACUGGCCCAGCAGUAUGUUUACCCACAAUCCUUUGUGCAGCCCAGCCUGGUGCUCCCUUCCCAGGUGGCCUCGGUCAGCUCCCCCUACCUGGACUACAGCACCACCUACACUCAGUACGCCUCAGCAGCCUUCGAGCAGUACCCCUACGCCCCCUCCCCGGGGUUCCUGGGGUACGCCUACACUCCGAGCCCCAGCGCAGCCACGCCCGUUCACCAGUCCCUCCCUUCGGGAGCCAGCGUGGGCACCACGUUCCUGCAGUACCCCCCUCAGGCAGUCCAGCCUGACCGCAUGCAGUGAGCCCUGCAGGAGGCUGCUGUCAGCAGCAGGAGGGGCGGGCCUGUUUGGGAGCUAGGCGUGAGCACAGGUCUCUGUGAGGAAUGGCGGGGUUGGAGGGGUGGGGCAUCGCACUAUGACAUCAGGAGAAACCCCCAGUCGCUCGCUGCGGGGUCGCAUCAAAGGGCUUCCAGAAGCACACGGCAAUGUUGUGUAUUCUGUUUAAUUCUAUUAUUAUUGUCAUUAUUAUCCUUUAUGUUCUUAUUGUUGCUAUCAAUGUUGUUGUUACUAUUGUUAUUCUUAUCAAUAUUAUCAUCAAUGUUAUGAGUAUGUUUCAAUCAGUGAAAACCUCACCCUCAUCUGUUGCCAAGGUCACACCCAGGUGGAGCUGUCAUUAGUACCUGUAGAGUGGGAUGGGGUGGGGUGCGAAUUUGGGGGGCUGGACAGUGACUGCUUGCUGCACAGGAAGAGAGUGGAUAGAUGAACACUGCUGCUUAGGAGAACUGGAGGGGGGGGAGGGGGGGGACUCACUACAUCUAAUGCUGUAGCCCACCCCCAAACCUGCUCCCUCUCUCACCAUCGAGCUCAGACCCCUCCCCCCCCCCACCCCCACCACAGCAAGAAUGGCCCUCAGCGGUUAACCGCGAAGACGAGGAGUCACUCACAACACAGGGCUAUGACCAGAAUUUGACCACAGACAGACCGGGACCAAGUGGUCCUCCGGGGGCUAACAGGGUCAUGAAGGUGACAUCAUCAGGACUGCCUUCUUUGAGGGUGCCUUAAGCACUUCACAUGCCCCACCCCACCAGCCAAACUGUGACUGUUUAAAGUCCCUUUUCUACUCAUAUGAGACUUUGUUGCCAACGUUCUGAAUUUCUCAUUCCUUUUUCCAAGGGUAGGUUCACAGCCUCUUAUUAGGUUAUUGUAGAUGGAUGUAGAUAAUCACAGCUGAUUUCAAUAUGCAAUUAUUAUUUUGGGGGGAGGGGGGGUACAAUGGGGGGAGGUGUGACCAGA